Molecule: messenger RNA, 1359 nt
Organism: Humulus lupulus (European hop)
Lineage: Eukaryota; Viridiplantae; Streptophyta; Magnoliopsida; Rosales; Cannabaceae
Product: probable rRNA-processing protein EBP2 homolog
Exons: 2
Coding region: 201-1115 (304 amino acids)
Biological process (GO): rRNA processing; ribosomal large subunit biogenesis
Cellular component (GO): nuclear periphery; nucleolus; preribosome, large subunit precursor
Source: RefSeq, a predicted model, not a curated record
ACCCAAAGCCCAAUCACUUAAAUUAGGGUUUCCGUUUUCCCUUCGUUCACUGUCUUCUCUCUCUCGUCGUCUCCCUCACUCCGCUAUACUCUCCGUGUUCUAAUUUUCUUCUCUAGUUCAGAGUCAUUGCCUUCUUCAACUUCAUCUCCCUCUUCAGAUUCUGUCACUCGAUUCAGCUCACUGCUUCCUAGCUUUUGUAAAUGGGUGUACAAGGAUUGGCCUUUCUUAAGGCCAAUGACGACAACGAAGUUGAUUUUGACGAUGAAGUUUCUGAAUCUGAAUCUGGGUCUGAGUUUGAAUCGGAAUCAGAAGAUGAAGAUGGAGAUGUAAAAUUGGUGGAACCAUCGAAGACUGCCAUUUACAACACAGAUGGAAUGCUCGAUAAACUUGGAGACAUUAGGUGGCCAGACAAUGUGGAGUGGAUACACAAGCUUUCUGUUAAUAUUGAUCAACAGCAAGUGGUGGAUGUGAAUGAUGACCUGACCAGGGAGCUUGCCUUCUACAAUCAAGCUCUGGAGGGAACAAAACAAGCAUUCGAGAAGCUUCAGUCAAUGGGGAUUCCUUUUCUCAGGCCCCCUGAUUAUUAUGCGGAGAUGGUGAAGACAGACUCUCACAUGGAGAAAGUUAAGGGUAGGCUAUUGGAGGAGAAGAAGAAUAUUGAGGAGGCUGAGGAGAGAAGGAAAGCCAGAGAGUCGAAGAAAUUGGCUAAAGAGGUCCAAGCCCAGAAGAUGAAAGAGAGGGCUAAGCAGAAAAAAGAUGACAUUGAAUCUGUUAAGAAGUGGAGGAAGCAGAGGCAGCAGAGCGGGUUUCCUGAAGGUGGUGAAAAGGAUGGUGAGUUGGACUUGUCCUUUGAGGAUGGAAAAACAUUCCAGAGAUCAAACAAGAAGCGACCAGGUGUGCGUCCUGGAGAUCGAUCCGGAGGGAAACAAAGAGAAGGUCGAGUUGGAGGUGGACAGGGAAAGCAACAGAAGAAGAAGAGGGAGUUUAAGGAUUCCAAAUUUGGAUACGGAGGCAGGAAAUCUUUGAAGAAGCAGAACACAGCUGAAACCACCAACGAUUUCCGUGAUUUCAAGAAAGGAGGGAAUGCCACUGGAAACAAGAAAAGGAAGAGGUGAGCGAGACAACUUCUUCUGUUGUUGAUUUAUCAGUCUUUUAGAGUUGAAACAAAACCAGUUUUUGAGUUAAUUUAUGUAAUUUUUUUUUUCUUUUCCUGAAAGUAUACUUGCUGCAAGAGCAACUGUUUUGUUGGUUUCUGUUGCUCUAAUAGUUUUGUGACCUUGAGCUAUACUGAUGUUGUGAUUCCUGUUGCUAGUGUAACUUUCAAUAUUUUAUGCCAAAAAUUUAUAGGUUUUAAUCAAA